This is a messenger RNA of Pyricularia oryzae 70-15, 1995 nucleotides long. RefSeq names its product vacuolar protein sorting-associated protein 26B-B. Gene Ontology annotation, cellular component: endosome; retromer complex. The transcript has 3 exons. Gene Ontology annotation, biological process: retrograde transport, endosome to Golgi; intracellular protein transport. The record is from RefSeq and is a predicted model, not a curated record. Bases 459 to 1412 code for a protein of 317 amino acids. Lineage: Eukaryota; Fungi; Ascomycota; Sordariomycetes; Magnaporthales; Pyriculariaceae.
CUCAGCGGUGGUGAUAGGCAACGGGACAUGCAGUCGGGUCUCAGUCCGCUGCCGAAUUGGAAUAAGACUGCUAAACUCUGACGCCGUUUUCUCUCUAUCCAACACAUUGAGUUGGAAUUUUAUUGACAGACGGAUGAGCCGGGCUGUUUGUUCAUUGUGGGGAUUGUAAUCUGUUGCCAACAAAUCACCCAUAAUAUCAGUAUUCAAAUCGCGGCGCAAACGGAUCCGUGCUGAUAGCUUGAAGCGCAAAGCUACAGGCCGUCCUCAAGACGACACCAAAUCGAACAAACCGAGCUCGCAUUCGACCCUCCAACCGAGUUAAGGAAGCUCGAAGUGGACGUCCAGCCUGGGCAUUCCAUUUCCCAGCGCCGCAGGUGCCACUCGGUUGAAGCUUCACCACCGCGGGGAUACAAGCUACUUUAAACACAUCGCCCGCACACGCCCCCCGGUUGCCCAUCAUGUCCUACUUCUUCUCGACCCCAGUGGACAUUGACAUCGUCCUCGAGGAUGGCGACGACCGAUCGAUGGUCGAUAUCAAGCUGGACAAGAACCGGCGGGAGAAGGCGCCUCUUUACAUGGACGGCGAGUCUGUCAAGGGCGCCGUCACGGUUCGGCCCAAGGACGGCAAGCGGCUUGAGCACACCGGAAUCAAGGUGCAGUUCAUCGGCUCCAUAGAGAUGUUCUUUGAUCGCGGCAAUCACUACGAGUUCCUCUCGCUGGUGCAGGAGCUUGCCGCCCCGGGCGAGCUGCAACACCCCCAGACCUUCGACUUCAACUUCAAGAACGUCGAGAAGCAGUACGAGUCCUACAACGGCAUCAACGUCAAGCUGCGCUACUUUGUGCGCGUCACCGUGUCGCGUCGCAUGGCCGACGUCAUCCGUGAGAAGGACAUUUGGGUUUACAGCUAUCGCAUACCCCCGGAGAUCAACAGUAGUAUCAAGAUGGAUGUGGGUAUCGAGGAUUGUCUGCAUAUCGAGUUUGAGUACUCCAAGUCCAAGUAUCACCUGAAGGAUGUGAUCGUCGGUAGGAUCUAUUUCCUCCUCGUCAGGCUCAAGAUCAAACAUAUGGAGUUGUCUAUCAUCAGGCGCGAGACUACGGGUGCCGCGCCGAACCAGUACAACGAGAGCGAAACCCUGGUCAGGUUUGAGAUCAUGGACGGCUCGCCGUCAAGAGGUGAAACGAUCCCCAUCAGGUUAUUCCUGGGGGGAUUCGACCUUACGCCAACUUUCAGGGAUGUGAACAAGAAGUUCUCAACCAGAUACUAUCUCAGCCUGGUUCUCAUAGAUGAGGACGCCCGAAGAUACUUCAAACAAUCAGAAAUCAUCCUAUACCGACAAACGCCCCAGGAGCUCAACGGAAGCCAACAACUACCUGCACCGCCCGAGAGUAGGAUACAGGCGGUCCCUGCGUAGUUGAGCGGCUCUAUGCUUCCUCUUUGCCUUGGGCUCCAUCCCUAGGGCUUAUUGUGCCAUCAAGCUUUAUAUGACGACGGUGAAAUUGGGUGGUGGAGGCAUUGUCAACCUCAUACAUACCUUUUUGUUCCCGUAAAGUCGUUAGCGUACUUUUGAAGUUUUGAAUCAAGAGGGGGGGGGGGGGGGGGGGCUCUUGAAAGUUGGAAUAAACAGCCUUCUCUGAAUCUUGGUGUCGUGCGCGUUAACAAAGCGAGCAUGAUUAUGUGGUUCAUCAGCCACCCAAGCUCAUUGUACAGAAAACAUAUAGCGCAAGAGGGCACCUAACCAUAUGGCAAACGCAGGGCCACAGGACCCGGGUUCCCUUUAUAUCAGUCAUCCGUGGCAGCUGUGCUCGUGAAAGGCCCGACAAUAUUACUUCUAUUGAACAUUUUCCUAGUAGCAUGUUUUUCUUUCCAUAAUCGAGAGGUAUCAUCAAAAAUCCGGAAGCUAGCGCCUGGAAACAACACUACUGUCAUGCCGCCCCGCCAGAUUUAUGGUCUUUAGGCCGCCUCCCCCAUAAUCACAGCUCCAUCGCAUCGUCGUC